AUGGCAUCCUGCUGGGAAGAAGCCUUGUCCCUUCAAAACCACAUGGGCAGAGCUGGUGCCAGUGUCACCGAAGCUUCCUGGUGUAUGUGGCCACCAGGCUCUGAUGCCUGCUUUUCUCUCCUGUUGCUGCAGAAGAUGCUGAUGAAGCAGCAGGACCGCCUGGAGGAGCGGGAGCAAGACAUCGAAGAGCAGCUCUACAAGCUGGAAUCAGACAAGCGGCUGGUCGAGGAGAAGGUGAACCAGCUGAAGGACGAAGUGCGCCUGCAGUAUGAGAAGAUGCACCAGAUCUUGGACGAGGACUUGCGGAAGACCAUGGAGAUCCUGGACAAGGCCCAGGCGAAAUUCUGCAACGAGAAUGCGGCCCAGGUCCUCCACCUCAAUGAGCGCAUGCAGGAGGCCAAGAAGCUCCUCAGUUCUGUCCAGGUCAUGUUCGACAAAACUGAGGACAUCAACUUCAUGAAGAACACCAAGUCUGUGAAAAUCUUAAUGGACAGGACACAGAACUGUACAGGUGGUAGCCUGCCCCCACCCAAAAUUGGCCACCUCAACUCCAAGCUUUUCCUGAACGAGAUCGCCAAGAAGGAGAAGCAGCUCAGGAAGUUGCUGGAAGGUCCUCUGAGCACCCCCGUCCCCUUCCUCCAGAGCAUCCCCAUGUACCCCUGCACCGUCAGCAACUCCGGCGCGGAGAAGCGCAAGCACUCCACCGCCUUCCCCGAGGGCAGCUUCCUCGAGCCAUCGUCUGGGACUGUGGCGAGCCAGUACAUGAGCCAGGGCGCUUCGGCUGGCGAGGGGCAGUCCGCACAAGCCAUGGUGCCUUGUAGCUCCACGCAGCACAUAGUUGGACUUCCCAGCGGCCCGCAGCCAGUGCACUCGGGCUCCGUCUUCAACCCAUCUCACUACCCCAACACCACGUCAUCUCAGCAGUCCGUGCUCUCCCAGUACGGCGGGCGCAAAAUCCUUGUCUGCUCCGUGGAUAACUGUUACUGUUCCUCCGUGUCCAACCACAGCGGGCACCAGCCCUACCCGCGGUCGGGGCACUUCCCCUGGACGGUCUCCUCGCAGGAGUACUCCCACCCGCUGCCGCCUGCCCCUGCCGUCCCCCAGUCACUCCCGGGACUUGCCGUGAGGGAAUGGAUUGACGCAUCCCAGCAGCACGGGCGGCAGGAUUUCUAUAGGGUCUACGGCCAGCCAUCUGCGAAACACUACGUCACCAGUUAACCGUCACACUCUCUGGAGAGUCCUGCUCGAUGACGCAUUCGGAGAGAAAAGUCUGGUUUGGUUUGGCUUUUUUUUUUUUUUCUU
This is a messenger RNA of Phaethon lepturus (White-tailed tropicbird), 1302 nucleotides long. Its product is annotated as probable E3 ubiquitin-protein ligase TRIM8. Lineage: Eukaryota; Metazoa; Chordata; Aves; Phaethontiformes; Phaethontidae. Bases 1 to 1218 code for a protein of 405 amino acids. The transcript has 5 exons. The record is from RefSeq and is a predicted model, not a curated record.